Salmo salar (Atlantic salmon) is the source of this 2573-nucleotide messenger RNA. RefSeq names its product methyl-CpG-binding domain protein 3. Gene Ontology annotation, cellular component: nucleus. NCBI's taxonomy places the organism in Eukaryota, Metazoa, Chordata, Actinopteri, Salmoniformes, Salmonidae. The record is from RefSeq and is a predicted model, not a curated record. Gene Ontology annotation, molecular function: methyl-CpG binding. Gene Ontology annotation, biological process: DNA methylation-dependent constitutive heterochromatin formation; negative regulation of transcription by RNA polymerase II.
AUUACAGUGUUAUGUUAUUAAGUGUAUUAUGUGUUACAGUAUGUAUGUAUUAUGUGUUACAGUAUGUAUGUAUGGCUGGCUGGCAUUAUUGUUAUUCGAUGGAGUAGCCUGGUAGCUAGCUGGCCACUAAAGUAAGAAAUCGUCCUCUUACUAGCUAAAACUAACAAAAAAGUUAAAAGACCACCGUCUCUAGAUUGCAUUAAAAAAUGCAUCGAUUUGCUAACGUUCGCUUACUAGCCAUCGUUUGUUAUUAACAAACUAUCAGCCCUCCCGUAGCAGGUGAUCACACAUGUAAUUGUUUCUGCUAACGUCAAUUAGCAAGUAGCUGUCGGUCACGAGUCUUUUGGGUGCGUUUAACAUUCGAGACGGACAAACAAAUCACAGUGUGUCGUAACUACUCUAUUAUUAGUAGAUUAGUUAGUCACAUUUACCCAUGAUACAUCGCGCUGUUGACGCUCGUGAAAACGGUCAAUGUUUACAUCUGUGUUCAUUGAUUCACAUGAUGUGGAGUUUCUAGCUAAUACAGUAUUGUGAGUGUAUACCCUGUUGUUGGUUAGCUAGGGAAGCUAGCUAACUUCGUCGUUUACUGAUGUUUUUUUGCAGGCUGAGGCUCUAACUAACAUUUACUUGAUUGUAGUCAUUAAGUGACUUCGUGCAUUCAUUAUAAGAUAGCUAGGUGGGACAACCACAUCAGUCAUAUGACCCUGGAAAGAGAUUCCUGAGCAAGUCCCAGCUAGCUUGUUACCUGGGCAACACCAUGGAGGUGCACGCCAUUGAACCCCGUGCAGGAAGGAUGCUCAUGAAUAAGCUUCAAAGGAACCGGCACAAGCAUUGCUAUGACAACAACAACCAUCAGAUCAAGGUUAAGCCGGACCCGAACACGACCUUACCAGUCAGACAGACAGCAUCUAUCUUUAAACAGCCCGUCACCAAGGUGACCAAUCACCCUAGCAACAAAGUGAAGACAGACCCCCACAAGGCUGUCGACCAACCAAGACAGCUGUUUUGGGAGAGGAAGCUGAGUGGUCUGAGUGCAAUUGACAUUGCAGAAGAGCUGGUGAAGACCAUGGACCUUCCCAGGGGCCUACAGGGUGUUGGGCCUGUGUGUUCAGACAAGACCUUGCUCUCUGCAAUCGCCAGCGCCCUGCACACCAGCCCCACCCCUGUCACUGGUCAGCUGACUGCAGCCGUGGAGAAGAACCCUGGGGUUUGGCUCAACAUCGCCCAGCCGCUCUGCAAGGCCUUCAUGGUUACCGAUGACGACGUCCGGAAGCAGGAGGACCUGGUCCACAGUGUGAGAAGGAGGCUGGAGGAAGCUCUGAUGGCGGACAUGUUGGUUCACAUAGAGGACUCCACCAAUGAGGCAGACGCUCUGAAGAAGGAGCAAACCGAGCAGGAGGGCGUAUAGCCAAGAGGGCUGCUUGGAACACCGUUUUCUACCCAUACAUGUACAGGAUAUUCACCAGGAUCUGACUAGCAUCAGUCAACAUGAAGGAUCCUCUCUCACUGGCACCUCCACAUACGUCUUUCUGUCUGGAAGUCGGCCAACUACAAUUGAAUCCAUAUGUAUUUUCGACCAAUUUAAAUUGAUUUUAGAAGGGGAAAAAAUUAAGACCAUAGACAAGGCUUUGAAGUUCAGAGUUUCAAUUCACUUAUUUUUACCCUCAAUAAUUGUCUGGAAUGUGGACCAGUAUGUAUGGCGCUUUAGACAACUUAGUCUUACCUUUUGUAAAUACUCUUAGCAAGUUAAAGGUCGAAACAGAGUUAACGUUUCUGUGUGCGUGCGAGGGGGGGGGGUUGAGAGGGAAGAACAGUGUGUUUGUGGGGCACCACUCAGUCCAUUCCAUUUGAAAGGAUCCAUCUAGCUCUGUCUUGUGUUGCCCUGGUUCCACUGUCAUUUGUGGAGAAUUAGAGGGGCGCAGAUUGGGCAAGGGACCACAUACUGUAAGAUAAGUUGAAGGCUCAAAAUGGACUUAGCAAAACACUACCUUUUGCAUCAGGAAUCAGUCAUAGAUAAACGUGCAUCAUAUGACCUGAUAUAUCCUAUAGGUCUUGUUAUCCCUAUCUUAUUUGGUUUGGUGUUCUUCAAGCAAUGUAGUCUGGAUAGUCGUGAAGAGCGGUGCUCUGCACAGAGGUUGCAUGGCUCAUAUGUUCCUAUAAGUUCAAAAUGGUGCUAAUUUCAUCUGUUCUCAUCUUUGUAGAUGUAUUUUUGUUUCAUGUUACAUUGAACUGUCAAUAGCUGUGACGGCUGACGUAGACUGCACCAUUACUCUGAGAUGGUUGCCUAUUUGGGAUUUAAUUUUUUCGGUUUUAAAUGCUAUUAAAUGUUUACCUUAACCUGUUCUUGAUUUGAGGUAUGAAUAGGAAGAUCAUUCACUGUCAUAUGAAGAUGUCUGAAAAAGUAGCCCCCCCCCCCAUCAAAUGCAAUUUUUCAAAUUAUGCUUUGUAGUAAAAAAAAAACAUUUUGUUUUUCCUCAGAGGGAUUUGUUACCAUUGCCUGUUUUAGAAGUUGCAGGUAAAGCAUCAAGCAAUUAAUUUUUUUCUAUAAGAAAAAUAAAUGCAGUCUUUUGUCA